UAAAGUAAAAAAAAAAAAAAAACGGUGAAGAAGUUUCGUCAUCGCAAUCCAGAAAGAAGAAUUAAACAAGACUUGAAUUUGAAGGCAAAAAGAUCGAAACUUUGAUACAAAGAAAUCGCAAUUCAAUCAAAAGCGUUUCCUUUUUUGUUCUUAUCUUUCAUAUAGUUUGAUUCUUCAAAAUCAAUCAAUUGAAACAACCGCUUAUUCUUUCGAUUUCUCCGCACAACAUUGUUGCUGUGCGUUUUCCUAAUUUACUAUAUUGCAGCUAUGCGGAGCCACAUUGUGUGUAAUGGGUGUAGGAACAUGUUGCUUUACCCUAGAGGAGCGACCAAUGUUUGUUGUGCAUUGUGCAACACAAUUACGCCUGUUCUUCCUCCCGGAAUGGAAAUGUCUCAACUUUAUUGUGGAGGAUGUAGGACAUUGUUAAUGUACACACGUGGCGCUACUAGCGUGAGAUGUUCCUGCUGUAACACUAUAAAUCUUGUACCAGAUUCUAAUCAAAUGAGCCAUAUCCAUUGUGGGAACUGUCGAACAACACUCAUGUAUCCUUAUGGAGCUCCCUCAGUCAAAUGCGCAAUAUGUCACUUUAUAACUAAUGUCAGUAUGACCAAUGGAAGGCCUCCGGUUCCUGCACAGAGACCUAAUGAAACAACCAGUUCCGAAACGUCAAGACCCCGCUUUGAGAGCCAAACCGUUGUAGUAGAAAAUCCUAUGUCCGUUGAUUCAAAUGGGAAAUUGGUAAGCAAUGUUGUUGUGGGUGUUACAACAGAGAAGAAGUGAUGAUAUACUUAAAAGUUGCUGGUGCAUGUGAUGUCUAGGCCUGCCAUGUUUGAAUUAAAGUCUAGACUCUCCGUCAAGGGUUUAGUCUGAUUUCAUGUAUUUGUAUGUAUUAUACAAGGUUGGACAAGUAAAAAAAAAAAAGCACAAAGCUUGUCAUUUAUGUGAUUGCUACAGCCUAUUUUUUUGGCUUCAUUUGUAUCUACAGCUAAAAUCAAUAGGUGCUUUUGAUGUUUAUAUUUUAGUGACAUGGCCAGCAUGAUCACUAGAACGAUGUGUUCGUUUUCAUAUGAAAAUUUCUUUUCCGUGUUA
Vicia villosa (hairy vetch) is the source of this 1089-nucleotide messenger RNA. Its product is annotated as protein LSD1-like. The transcript is spliced from 7 exons. NCBI's taxonomy places the organism in Eukaryota, Viridiplantae, Streptophyta, Magnoliopsida, Fabales, Fabaceae. The coding region runs from base 268 to 780 and encodes 170 amino acids. The record is from RefSeq and is a predicted model, not a curated record.